Guillardia theta CCMP2712 is the source of this 595-nucleotide messenger RNA. RefSeq lists its product as hypothetical. NCBI's taxonomy places the organism in Eukaryota, Cryptophyceae, Pyrenomonadales, Geminigeraceae. The record is from RefSeq and is a predicted model, not a curated record. The annotation marks the transcript as partial. The transcript is spliced from 8 exons.
CAUGACCAGCAGGAACCGGCGAGAAGCUCCGACAGCGAAAUUGCUCACCAACUUUUUCGAGGCUGUCAGGCUCAUUGAGAGCGGCGAGAUGGCCAAGGCUGAAGCUGCGCUAACGCACGCAGAGAACGUCUGGAGGGAGGCGGAUGUGCUGAGGAGAGACGAGUCACCCUACACGGCGAUGCUGGAGGAGGCGAGAAGCGCCAUGGAGCAACCUGACAAGGUGACGUCGCUCGGGGCUCAUCUAGCUGGCAACAUCACGCAGCGCUGCAAGGAGCUGCUUGCAGCAAGCAAAGCCAUCCCGUCGAGCGAUCGAGCAGCGACGAUAGAAGAGGAAGGAGAAACGGAGGGCAAAGAGAAACUAAUGCUGGAGGGUUGCAGGCGAAGAAAUACGCAGAAGAAGCAGAGGAGGCGUACGAGGCCGCGGGGUUGCUUGAAAUACCGCAGUCAAGAAGCGCUUUGAGAGAGACGAAAAUUCAAGUUCUCUUUGCCGAGUGGAAGUUAGGCGCUGAGCAGCGAUCGGAGAGGAGUGAGGCCUCGUGGAUCGAGCGACAUGUGAUGAAGGUGGCACGCAAGCAAAAGAUCCACGAGGAGGCCG